AACCCUGGUAGUACAUAACACAUCGUGCGAUGUUAAACAUGGCAGCCUCUGCCGGGUCGCGAUCUUCCACGAGUAACAGCACUGGUAUGGAGGGUUUCCCUUUCCCCGUGGUUAAAAGACCAACUGAGGACAGUACGAGUAAAGAUCAGACCACUGCCGGAGAACCGAAAAAGAAACCGUGCCGAGCCUGUACGGAUUUUAAAUCAUGGAUGAAGUUGCAGAAACAGACGUCCUCAGUCUCAGUGCAGGAGAGCAAGGCGGUGGAGGAAACUAAGCCUAUUGAAUGCCCUCUGGACAGAGAGGAACUGGGCAGGAGCUCAUGGUCUUUUCUUCACACUAUGGCUGCAUAUUAUCCAGACACGCCAACCACAGAACAACAGGGGGAGAUGACGCAGUUCAUCAACCUCUUCUCAAAGGUUUUCCCGUGUGAUGAAUGUGCAGAGGACCUGAGAUCAAGAUUGAAAUCAAAUCAACCAGACGCUAGCAGCCGGCACAAUCUCUCUCAGUGGCUGUGUCGCCUCCAUAAUGACAUCAACACCCGGUUAGGCAAGCCGGAGUUUGACUGCAGCAGGGUGGAUGAGCGAUGGCGAGAUGGCUGGAAAGAUGGUUCUUGUGACUGAAAAUCUCCAACACAGUCAUGAACUAAAUAUAGUCACAUACUGA
Megalobrama amblycephala (Wuchang bream) is the source of this 663-nucleotide messenger RNA. RefSeq names its product growth factor, augmenter of liver regeneration (ERV1 homolog, S. cerevisiae) (gene gfer). Bases 30 to 620 code for a protein of 196 amino acids. Gene Ontology annotation, biological process: liver development. The transcript has 3 exons. The record is from RefSeq and is a predicted model, not a curated record. NCBI's taxonomy places the organism in Eukaryota, Metazoa, Chordata, Actinopteri, Cypriniformes, Xenocyprididae. Gene Ontology annotation, cellular component: mitochondrion. Gene Ontology annotation, molecular function: flavin-dependent sulfhydryl oxidase activity; flavin adenine dinucleotide binding.